CGACGAGUCAAGUCCUGUGAGCGAAGAACAGGAGUCUUCCUCGACUGACGGUGGGGGCGCCGAUAUAGCCCUGAAGGUCAUCAGUAAGGACAGUCGGACAGGUGAGCCCACGAUGUCAACGCAAGGUUUUCAACCGAGAGAAGAAAAGGGGCGGAGAAGACCGGGCAGUGCCUGGAGAGAACGCCAAGAUGACCCGUACGCGGCCGACAGAUCUGCGUUGGAAAGUGAGAACGGAUGCGACAGCAGCGAGGAAAGUUUUGAUCAAAGUAAAGCGACUCCAUUCUACGUGGGUAAAAUAACGGGCAAGGAAAUCAUCGACUGUACUGCAAGUAGAGCUGAAAGUAGAGCUGACGCUGUUACAAAGAACUCGCUCUCGGUUAAAACUCAACAAUCUAUUUCCGGUGAAAAAUUAAAGCAAGUCGAGUUAACAGACGAAUCAGGGGACAACCCGCUUUUCGACGCCAAAUCUGAAGACCAGC
This is a messenger RNA of Lymnaea stagnalis (great pond snail), 479 nucleotides long. The record is from the annotation of a GenBank genome assembly. Lineage: Eukaryota; Metazoa; Mollusca; Gastropoda; Lymnaeidae.